Molecule: messenger RNA, 914 nt
Organism: Cinara cedri
Lineage: Eukaryota; Metazoa; Arthropoda; Insecta; Hemiptera; Aphididae
Source: the annotation of a GenBank genome assembly
AUGGCAAGUUCUGACGAUGACCUUGACGUAUUACAACUUUCUGCAGAAGCCCAGAAAGCUCUAAAAGAAUUUUACGAAGAACAAAACGAAAAAUUGCUAUCUAGUUGUGACAAUGAAAAAGUCGUGACAGAUGUAAAAUUUGAUGAGGAUUGGGUGAGCAAUCUAAUUUUCGUAUCAUUUUUUUUUAAUAUAUUUCUUAUAUACAAGUAGUAUUAACAUAUAAACCCGAUUCCUUCUUAUUGCAGCAAUUAAGUCAAUUUUGGUAUGAUGAAAACACAUGCAAUCAAAUUGUUGAAUGUGUUCAUCAUACGGUUGGAUCUAACAGCACUGUAGCAUUGAUAUCAUGCCCUACAUUAUAUAAAACCUUUAAGGAAAAGAUACCUACAAUAUCAAGUAUGUAUAAGAAUCAAUACUGAUUACAUAAAUAAUACCGUUCUGUUUAAAUAUAUAUAACUAUUGAUUUACAGUUAAGCUAUUUGAAUAUGAUCAAAGGUUUAGUGUCUAUGGAUCAGAUUACGUUUUCUAUGAUUAUAAUGAUCCAAUGAAAUUUGAUAAAAACCUAUUGAAUAGUUUUGAUUUAGUUGUUGUUGAUCCACCAUUUCUUUCUGAAGAAUGUCUAACAAAAUCAUUAUUAACUACAAAAUCUCUAACAAGAAAACAUGUUAUACUAUGUACAGGUUAGUAUUUUUCUAAUACUUCAAAGUAUUUAAAGUACCUUUUUAAUAUGUUAAAAUAAUUUUUUUAAAUAUUUAUAUUUUUAAACGAAAACAUUUAUGAACUUUUUAGGCGAAAUCAUGGAGGAAUUAGCAAUAAAAUUAUUAAAUGUUCACAAAUGUUCAUUUGAACCAAAACAUAUAAACAAUCUUGCUAAUCAAUUUGCUUGUUUUACAAAUUUUUCAUCUACACUUGACUAG